AUGUCAUUACGGGUGCCAAUUCGAGCUCUCACUACUGCCGCACGCAGCUCCCUCAAGAUCGGGCUCAUCCCAGCAGACGGUAUUGGCAAAGAGGUCAUUCCAGCAGCUCGAGCAGCUAUCGAGGCUCUGGGGUCUGACAUCCCGAAACCCGAAUUUUACAAUCUGGAUGCUGGAUUUGAGUGUUUUGCAUCUACAGGGACUGCUUUACCAGAAGAGACUGUAGAAGCACUGCAGGACUCUCACUGUGCUUUGUUUGGUGCUGUCAGCUCACCUAUCACGAAGGUCACAGGAUAUUCGUCUCCGAUCGUCGCUCUGCGCAAAAAGCUGGAUCUUUAUGCUAAUGUCAGACCGGUCGUUUCGGUUGCUGAAAACGCUCAAGAAAAACCCCGCGUAGACUUAGUUGUAGUGCGGGAGAAUACAGAAUGUCUGUAUGUAAAGCAAGAAACAAUCACCUCCACAGAAUCUGGAAAAGAAGCUCGGGCUACGCGGCUAAUCACUGAACGUGCUUCCCGGCGGAUAGGCAGGCUCGCUUUUGAAUUAGCCCUGGGGAGACCACGGCAGCUAGUGACAAUCAUUCAUAAGUCAAAUGUGCUGUCCGUCACGGAUGGUCUAUUCAGAGAAACCAUCCGUGCAGUCCCCCGGUUUGCCGAGAACGGGAGGUAUGACAAUAUACAAAUUGAGGAGCAAAUAGUGGAUAGUGCUGUGUAUCGGCUGUUCCGGGAGCCUCAAAUAUACGACGUAAUGGUGGCUCCCAACUUAUAUGGUGAUAUCAUAUCAGAUGCAGCUGCCGCUCUUGUGGGCUCUCUGGGCCUGGUGCCAUCAAUAAACGCUGGGGACAACUUUGUGAUGGGUGAACCCGUCCAUGGGUCGGCCCCCGAUAUUGCAGGGCGGGGGAUCGCCAAUCCCUUGGCAUCUAUUCGUUCCGCUGCUCUAAUGCUUCGACAUCUUGGCUAUCUCAAUGGUGCUGAUAGAUUAGAUAAGGCCGUAGAUGGUGUGAUCAGGGAAGGUCAGGUCUUGACUCCCGAUCUCGGCGGAAGCAGUAAAACCCAGGAAGUGUUGGAUGCAGUCUUGAAGAAGAUCUAA
Molecule: messenger RNA, 1083 nt
Organism: Fibroporia radiculosa
Lineage: Eukaryota; Fungi; Basidiomycota; Agaricomycetes; Polyporales; Fibroporiaceae
Exons: 10
Coding region: 1-1083 (360 amino acids)
Biological process (GO): isocitrate metabolic process; tricarboxylic acid cycle
Cellular component (GO): mitochondrion
Molecular function (GO): isocitrate dehydrogenase (NAD+) activity; NAD binding; magnesium ion binding
Source: RefSeq, a predicted model, not a curated record